Molecule: messenger RNA, 3442 nt
Organism: Podarcis raffonei (Aeolian wall lizard)
Lineage: Eukaryota; Metazoa; Chordata; Lepidosauria; Squamata; Lacertidae
Gene: DQX1
Product: DEAQ-box RNA dependent ATPase 1
Exons: 12
Coding region: 140-2452 (770 amino acids)
Cellular component (GO): intracellular anatomical structure; spliceosomal complex
Molecular function (GO): RNA binding
Source: RefSeq, a predicted model, not a curated record
CAGCUGGAGAGCCAGCCGUCUAGUCCGGCGGCCAUUGGCCGCUCGCGGUCACGCGCCUGCGCCCCCUCCCCUCCCGCUCCGUCGCCUGCGCGGCGCAGGUGAGACAGAUUUCCUGGGAGACCCUGAGAGCUGGACUGCCAUGGCGGCAGCAGCAGCAGAGGACCCCUCUGGCCCCUUGGACCAGUCAGAUGGGCUGAGCUCCCUCCUGGAUGAGGAAGAGGAGGAGGAGGAGGAGGAGGAGGAGGAGGAGGAGGAGGGCGGCAGCCACACGGAAGGCCUGUCUGUGAGUGGCGAGGGUGACCUGGAGGUGAAUCCUUACGACGGGCUGCCCUUCUCCUCCCGCUACUAUGAGCUGCUGCGCCAGCGCCGUGACCUCCCCAUCUGGGGCUGCAAGUUCCCCUUCCUGGAGCACCUGGAGGGCGGCAGCAGCAUCGUCUUGGUCUCUGGGGAGCCAGGGGCCGGCAAGAGCACCCAGGUGCCCCAGUGGUGUGCUGAGCACGCCCUCUCUCUGCAGUUUGCUCCCGGCCAAGUGGUUUGCACGCAGCCCCACAGCCUGGCCGCCCUCAGCCUGGCCUUGCGGGUGGCUGACGAAAUGGACCUCAACGUGGGCCAUGAGCUGGGCUACAGCAUCCCCUACGAAGACUGCUGCACCUCCGAGACGCUGCUCAGGUUCUGCUCGGACGAGGUCCUUCUGCGGGAGAUGACGUCGGACCCCCUGCUGCACCAGUAUGGGGUGGUGGUCCUGGACGAGGCGCAGGAGCGGACGGUGCCCACCGACCUCCUACUGGGGCUGCUGAAGGACGUGCAGCGCCAGCGCCCCGAGCUGCGCCUGGUGGUGGUGACCGAGCCGCUGAUGGAGGAGCCCCUGCGGCGCUUCUGCCCCGAUGCCCCUGUGGUGCGGGUUCCCGAGCCCAGCCCAGCCCCCCGCCUGGCCUGCAGGCAGCCCCUGCCGGGGGGGCACGUCCUGGCCGCCUGCCAAGCCGCGCUGGAGCUUCACCGGCGGAGGGAGCCUGGCGACGUGAUGGUCUUCCUGGCCAGCAAGCAGGAGAUUGACGAGUGCUGUGAGGCCAUCCGGUCGGAGGCCCUGGCCCUGGACCCCGGCCUGGGGCCCCUGCUGGUGCUGCCCCUCCACCCUGGCGUGGGCCGAGACGUCCAGCGGCUGUACGAGAGCGGCCAGGAGCAGCCCGGGGGGGUCCGGGCACGCAGGAUCGUGGUCACCCACUGCCUGGCGGACGCCGGCUUCUCCAUGGGGACCGUCAGGCAUGUCGUAGAUGCCGGGCUGGAGCUGCACAGUGUUUACAACCCGCAGAUCCGAGCCGAAGCUCAGGGCUUGCGCCCCAUAAGCAAGAAGCAGGCCGAGGCGCGGAGACUCAGGGCAGCGGGGAACCCCCCAGGGUCCUGCCUCCGCCUCUACUCGGACACCUUCUAUCAGCAGCACCUGCCCCCCAUCCCUCCGGCCCCCAUCACAGAGGCCAACCUCAGCCGCCUGGUUCUGCUGCUCAAGAGGCUGGACAUCGCCGACAUGGGCCAGUGCGACUUCCUGGACCGGCCAGCCCCCGAGUCCCUGAUGCAGGCGCUGGAGGACUUGGACUACCUGGCUGCCCUGGAUGACGACGGGAACCUCUCUGAGGUGGGCAUCAUCAUGUCGGAGUUCCCCCUGGACCCCCAGCUCUCCAAGGCCCUGCUGGCCUCCUGCGAGUUUGACUGCGUCCACGAGAUGCUCACCCUGGCCGCCAUGCUGGCAGCCUGGCCCUGCUUCCUGGCUCCAGAGGGGGCGCGCUGGGAGGAGGCCCUGGCGGCCCGGCAGCGGAGUCUUCUGCACCCGGCGGGGGACCACUUCACCCUCAUCAACGUCUUCAAUGCCUUCCAGCAGCAGAGCGACCCGGAGAGCUGGUGCCGGAAGCACGGGGUGAGCGAGGCGGCCCUGCGGCUGGCGGGGGCCGUGCGGGCAGAGCUGCUGGAGGUCAUGCAGCGCAUUGAGCUGCCCGUCUCCCCGCCGGCCUUUGGCAGCGACAGCAACGUCCAGCGCCUGACGCAGGCCCUCAUCUCGGGCUUCUUCCUCAAGGUGGCCCGCGACAUUGACGGCUCCGGCAACUACCUGCUGCUGACCCACAAGCACGUGGCCCAGCUGCCCCCCGGCUGCUGCUACCGGCUGCGUCGCCCGCCCCCCCGCCCGCCUCCCUGGGUGCUCUACCACGAGUUCACCAUCUCUCAGGACAACUGCCUCAGCAUCGUCUCCGAGAUCCAGCCAGAGAUGCUAGCAGAGCUGGCACCCCAGUACUACCUGAGCAACUUGCCCCCCAGCGAGAGCCGGGAGCUGCUCCUGGAGCUGCGUGAGAAGCUGGCAGGGGCCUCAGAGUUGCCGCCUCCGCCUCCAUCCCCGCUGCAGGACGAGGGGCCUCAGGCACCCAGAGCUGGCGAGGACACAGAGGACACCUGCGUUCUGCAAUGAGCCCAGCAGGAGCACCGCUGGGUCCGGAUUAAGCCCAGGCCCUGGAGGAAUGCUGUUCCCAGGGGUCAGAGGAGGUUCCCAGGCCUGGAGCAGCAGCAGCACUGGCUACUGGUGUUCCUGGGUGGCAACACCUGCUGCCCUUUGACGCCAGAGCCCCUGGCAUUCCCUGGGCAUGGGAGAGGGUGGGCAGGGGCCCCAGGAAGCAGGUCCUGCUGUACUUUUGCUGUUGGACGCUCUGGGGCAGACUGCGGGGAGCCUGGCUGCUCUUUUCGGGACCCACCAGAGGCUGGUGGCAGCCAGGUGGCGCAGCGGAGGGCGGGGUUGGCAUGGCCUUAUGGGUGGAGGUGUGCCGUGGGCUCAGGGCUCCCCUUCCCUCCAGCUUCUCAUUGGCAAAGGUGGCGGAACCCCAGGCAGAUGGCCAGGUCUGCAGAGGCAAGGCCAGGCUGGAGGUGGGGCAGGGGUGUCUCCUUGUGGGGUCAGUGGAUCUGGGCAGAGCUUCUUUCUUAGCAGGAGACUUUGCUCCUCCUCCCCCCUUGCCACGCAAGCCGUGCACCUGGGAGCUGUUGGGGGGGUCCUCUUGGAGGCUCCCCACAGCCAUGGGGCAGCUUUAGCAGAGGGUGAUGCCCUGCCCCCUUGUUUUGGGACUCUUAGGGUUGGCUCUUACUGAAGUCUUUUCUUAGCUCUCUGCUUUUACUGCUGCCUUGUUUGGGGGGGGGGCAAGAUGGCCCUUGAGUGGCUGCUGAGCUUUUUACGGACUCUUUGCACCAGGGGAGCGGGUGGGUGUCUCUCGCUUGCAGUGGCGGCCAUGAUCCUCAUCUGCAAACGUUGCUCCCGAACUGUUAACUUUAGAGAGGCUGCUUGGGAUCGGGGCACCCCUGUCUUCUGUCAGUGCCAUUUGUGGGGUGCCUGGCACCUGGUGCCCCCACCUUGAUUCUUUCUGGCCUAGAAUGUGGUUCACCAAGCAGAAGAAUUAAAAGAUACCUUUGGAAA